UUUUCAAAUUCGAAUACCUUUCGUUCGGACUGUUUUGUUUUCGAACAUCUUUCAUUCGAAUCAAACCAAACGUCAAACCCACUUUGUUUAUGAAGGAGUGAAUAAUUUCCGCAGCGGAUGAGCGGUGAACUGCAAAAAUGGAAAAAAACAAAAACAAAACAACCACUAAAAAUCAGUUCGAGCGGAUUGUGCUGCUUCUGGAGCAAGAGCCGGACAUAGCAAAGGGUUUCUCCCGAGGAAAUUCCGGACCCUUCUGGGAUGAUCUGGCGGCAGAAGUCAAUAGUUUGGGACCGCCUAUUCGCGAUGGAAGUGGAUGGAAAAAGGUUUGGGCGGACUAUAAGUCCGGAUUAAAGCGAAAACUCGCUCACAACAAACGGGAGCAGAGGGCGACAGGUGGAGGACCCAAUAAAAUUAUCAAUUUGUCCGAGCUGGAGGAGCAGGCAGUUCGUACAACAUUGAACUUCACUCGUUGUUUCUCGAUGUGA
Messenger RNA from Toxorhynchites rutilus septentrionalis, 485 nucleotides. RefSeq lists its product as uncharacterized. The record is from RefSeq and is a predicted model, not a curated record. Bases 138 to 485 code for a protein of 115 amino acids. Gene Ontology annotation, cellular component: nucleus. NCBI's taxonomy places the organism in Eukaryota, Metazoa, Arthropoda, Insecta, Diptera, Culicidae. The transcript is spliced from 3 exons.